Messenger RNA from Drosophila novamexicana, 3516 nucleotides. It is a transcript of the gene Tl, whose product is annotated as protein toll. The record is from RefSeq and is a predicted model, not a curated record. Gene Ontology annotation, biological process: toll-like receptor signaling pathway; immune response. Gene Ontology annotation, molecular function: transmembrane signaling receptor activity; protein binding. Gene Ontology annotation, cellular component: membrane. NCBI's taxonomy places the organism in Eukaryota, Metazoa, Arthropoda, Insecta, Diptera, Drosophilidae. Bases 56 to 3370 code for a protein of 1104 amino acids. The transcript has 3 exons.
UCCACUGCAAAAGCAAAAACAAAAAAAGCCUGUGAAGGACAACAAGUGCAACAGGAUGCGAGCCGUAAGCGCAGCAGCGCCCACAUUGCUGCUGGUGGUGUUUCUCCAGGCUCUCAACUGGCAGCUGGGCGUGGCCGUCUUUGGGCGCGACGAUUGCCGAGAUCUGACCAUCUCGUCUUGCGAGUGCGCACCAGCUCUGUCCGAGUAUGAGCUCAACUGUCCCGGCAAUAGCUACAAUCCCAAGUUCAAGAUAACCAUACGACCCGGCUCGACGGUGCAGAUCGAGUGCAAUCUGACGGAUGCCUCGGAAUACAAGCAGAUGCCGCAGCUGAAAAUUGGCAGCAUCGAUAUGGUGCAGAUCAGGCGCUGUCCGCUGCCCUAUCACACGCCGAUAGCGGGCAUUAUGGAUCAUCUGGGCAUCAAGGACACCAAGGUGCUCAUCUUUGAAGGCAACGAUCUGGGCAUGAAUGUCACUCGCAAGCACCUGGAGCGCCUACAGAAUCUGCAGCGGCUGCGCUUUGCCGCCCGCCGCUUGCCCUACGUCCCGGAGGAUUUGCUGCGCGACAUGCAUCACCUGAACUGGCUGGAUAUGCGUGCCGCCAAUCUGGGUGAGCUGCCUGCCCGGCUGUUGGCCAACAUGGAGAACUUGCAGUUUCUCGAGCUGGGCAGCAACAAUCUGAGACAGCUGCCACGCGGCCUCUUUCACAAUCUGCACAAGCUGCUGCACCUGAACCUGUGGAGCAAUCAGCUGCACAAUCUCAGCAAGCACGACUUCGAGGGCGCCACCUCCGUGAGGGAUGUCGAUCUGCAUAACAAUGGCAUUGUUCAGCUGCGGCCCGAUGUCUUUGCCUUGCUAACCAAUGUCACAGAGAUCAAUCUGAAUGGCAACAACUUCCGCUCGCUGCCCGAGGGUCUCUUCGAGCACAACCAGAAGCUACAGCAGGUGAAGCUGCAAAACAAUCGCGUACCCCUGCCCACGCUGCCCGCUCGCCUCUUUGCAAACCUGCCCGAACUGCGCACCCUGUACCUGCGCUGUGAACUAGAAACAGUCUCUGAGGAUCUCAUAGAGAACUCGACGGCACUCACAGACAUCUCGCUGAUGGAUAAUCUGCUAAGCACUCUGCCCGUUAAGCUGCUGGAGCAUCAGGUGAAUCUGGUGAAUUUGGAUUUGCACAAGAAUCGUUUGAGCCAUUUGCCCGACGGCAUCUUUAACUAUUUGUCCAAGUUGGAAAACUUAAAUCUGGCUGAAAAUCAACUCACCGAAAUUUCCAGCAAACUGUUCAGCAAACUGGUGAAUCUGAAAACACUCCGCAUGAACGAUAAUCAGCUUGUGAACAUUCGACCCCAGGCCUUUGCCAGCAAUGUUUUGUUGCGUCAACUAAAUAUGGCCAACAAUCGCAUCAAUCUGCACGAGUAUCUGACGGUGCACGGAGUGGAUGUGGAUCUAGGUUCACCUUUCGCCCCUCUGCGCAAUUUGACGACGCUCAACUUGCGCAACAACUCCCUCAUGGUCAUCUUUAGCGACUGGAAGUAUGCGAUGCGCGAGCUGCAGGAGAUAGACUUGAGCUACAACAAUUUCACCUGGCUGGACUACUCCGACCUGGACUUUGUUUCCGCAUUCGAUCUGACCAUCAAUAUGACCCACAAUCAAAUACGCACCGUGCACUUCUACAAGCAGACCGAGUUCCAGCCCAUUGACAAGGGUCUGCGACUGGUGCAUGGCGUGAAAUCGGUCAAAGUGGAUCUCAAUGAUAAUCCUCUGGUCUGCGAUUGCACCCUUCUGCGCUUCCUGCAGGUGGUGCGCGGCGAUAUUCAGCCGGAUUACGCCAAGAAUUUGGUCACAUAUACGGAUCGAUUGAACUGCCAGUCGCCGAGUUCCUUGGAGAAUCGUCCCAUGCGCUCCGUGCAUCCACGUGAGCUGCUCUGCAAUUUUGACCAGGCGGAAGACCCGAAUGAGAGACGCUGCCCACGCGGCUGUGAUUGCCUGGUGCGCACCUUUGACGCCACGCUAAUUGUCAACUGCUCCAAUGGGGACUUGACCAAGGUGCCCAAGCUGCCACGCCUGCCCCCGAAUCUGUUGGAAAUGGAACUGUAUCUAGAGAACAAUACGCUGCUCAAGUUGCCGAUCAGCAACGCGCCUGGCUACGAGAAUGUGACUAGCCUACAUCUGGCGGGCAACAAUCUCACCCAGCUGGAGGCGGUCCAACUGCCCAGAAACCUAAAGUACUUAGAUGUGCGUCGCAAUCAACUGCAGGUGCUCAACUCAACGCUGCUCGGCUACCUGAACAGCACCAUGAACAACAACAACCUGACGCUGCGUCUGUCCGAGAAUCCUUGGGUGUGCAACUGCGAGGCCAUGGAACUGUUGCUCUUCACCCAAAAUAAAUACAAGCGUAUACCGGAUCACACGGAGAUGUUCUGCAUGGAUGCGGAGAUGCCCACACGCCUCAUGGAACUGAAUAUCAAUGAUAUAUGCCCGCGACCCCUGUUCAUUGCGCUGAUUGUGGUCAUCUCGCUGACCGGCUUCCUAGUGGGCAUCAGCGCUGCCCUCUACUACAAAUACCAGCAGGAGAUCAAGAUCUGGCUGUAUGCGCACAAUCUGUGCAUGUGGUUCGUCACCGAGGCGGAGCUGGACAAGGACAAAAAGUUCGAUGCAUUCAUUUCGUAUUCGCACAAGGAUCAGAGCUUCGUGGAGAAGCACCUGGUGCCGCAACUGGAGCAUGGUCCCCAAAAGUUUACGCUCUGCGUGCACGUGCGCGACUGGCUGGUGGGCGGCUUCAUACCCGAGAAUAUUGUACGCUCCGUCGCGGACUCGCGGCGCACCAUCAUUGUCCUGAGCCCGAACUUCAUCAAGUCCGACUGGGCGCGCAUGGAGUUCCGUGCGGCGCACAGGGCGGCACUGAAUGAGGGACGCUCGCGCGUGAUUGUGAUUAUCUACUCGGACAUCGGGGACAUUGAGCAGCUGGACGAUGAGAUGAAGGCGUACCUAAGAAUGAACACAUAUCUGAAGUGGGGUGAUCCGUGGUUCUGGGACAAGCUGCGAUAUGCACUGCCGCAUCGUGCACCCAUUGGCAAUUCCGGUAACGGAGCGCUGAUCAAGUCGGCGCUGAAGGGCUCCACAGAUGACAAACUGGAACUGAUCAAACCAUCGCCUGUGACGCCGCCGCUGACCACGCCGCCUGGCGAGACCACCAAGAAUCCCCUGGUGGCACAGCUCAAUGGCGGCACCCCGCACACAGCCAUCAUGAUUGCCAAUGGCAAGAAUGGCCUUACCAAUCUGUAUACCCCGAAUGGCAAGGCACACCAUGGCAAUGGCCACAUCAAUGGCGCCUUCAUCAUCAACACAAACGCCAAGCAGAGCGACGUAUAGAACUGGCACAAAGUGGAGCCCGACGACGAGGAGCUCCUGUUUCACUGAGGCAUUCAAUCCUUACGCUAUGACCAAUUCCGAAUCCAGCUGAAUGUAUAAAAGAAAAACUAAAACAAAACAAAGUCUAGACAACAUUUUUGUGGCCA